This is a messenger RNA of Brassica rapa (field mustard), 9482 nucleotides long. Its product is annotated as protein FEZ. Gene Ontology annotation, molecular function: DNA binding. NCBI's taxonomy places the organism in Eukaryota, Viridiplantae, Streptophyta, Magnoliopsida, Brassicales, Brassicaceae. The record is from RefSeq and is a predicted model, not a curated record. Gene Ontology annotation, biological process: regulation of DNA-templated transcription.
UUAAUUUGAAAUUAAACAAAUAUGAUAAAAAAAUACACUAAUUUGUAUCAAAUAUGUAUUAUCAAAAUCAUUAUACUUUAGCCACAUUAGGCAAUUUCAUAAUUUCAUUUAAAGAAAAAAUGAAAAAUAUUAAUAAUGAAUUUAUUGUUAGUUUAAUAAAAAACUUAUUAUAUAUUUAGAUGAACCAACCUAAUUCUAUAAGGAUUAAGGAUUCUAAGAUUUAUUGUGGUGAUGACACAUAAUCCCCAUGUAAAUUCUAUUUGCCUUGUCACUUAGCAGCUAGUGUUCUAUAUUACCAGACUCCGGAAACCGAUAAUUAACUAUUUGACAGUCUCGUAAACGAUCAAUUAAUUGACGGUACUUGUACAUACACACCCUUAAAGAAAUCAAAUUUGAAUUUUAUUAAAGGCAAGGAAACGUUGAGAAAUUCUAUACUUUGGUAUUCGGUAUUUAAAAAAUCAUCAAGAACUUCGAGUAAAUUUGACUUUUGCCUUAUAAAUGCUACACGCACCUUGUUAAUGUUAAUGAUUUAAUUAACCGCGUACCCGAUAAUAUUAGUAUAACCUAUUUCACCUACUUUUGUACUUCAGAACUAAGAUUAGUUACUCCUGAAGUCUUUUUAUUUAUUUUAAUUUCACUUCGAACUUCGAAAAAAUUAUAUGGAGGCAGCAUACGUAAUCGUAUUAUUAAUUUACAUAUACAUUUAUAGCGUGCAUGGGUUUAUUUUAAUCACAUAGAUUUUGACCCCUUAUUGAAUUCAGUUAAGUUUUAAUUUUUACUAAAAGUGUUGGUACAAGCAAACUAGUACUCUAUAUAAAAAAGAAGGUGAGUUGACCAAAAAAAACAAAAAAAAACAAAAACAAAGAGAAGGCGCUUGCUAUUAAGACUGAGCAUUUUAUUCAUUAAAUUUUAUUCGAUUUUUUAUUUGUUUCGGUUCGAUCCGAAAAAUUCGGAUAUCCGUAUGCCUCCUGCCUCCGAAGUAAAGUAAAUAUUAAAAAUCAAUAUCCGUCAAAAGCAAAGCAAAUCACAAAUACUAAAAAAAUUAGAGACAGAUAUCCGAUCUGCUCCGCUUAUAUACAAAUAGUUGUAUAUCUAUAACUAAAUAUAGAGUUUUAAAUGCUUAUACAAUUAUAUUUUAACAUAUAAUUUUAUUAAUUUUAUUUAUAAAAUUACUUAUAAAAUAUAAAAUUAAGAGAAAGUAUAAAAUCUUUAACGAAAACUACAAUUUUUGUAAAUAUAUUUGUUUUAUAAGAAUUUUAUAUUAAUUUUUAAAAUUCAUAAAACACAUAGUUUCAUUAAAUUUUAGUUUAUAUUUUGUAUUAUGUAAAUUUUAUUUUAAGAAAAAAACAAAUUUGUGUAAUGUUUGGUAAAUUUACUUGUAUUGUACAAAGUGGAUAAAAUAUCCGUAAACAUACGUGAAUAUCCGCAAAUAUCUAUAAAUUUUCCAAAUAUCCAUAUUUUUUCGAAUCAAUGCAAAUCAGAAAAUCAGAUAUCCGAAUCAUAGAUACUAAAAAAUAUGGUACUAUCCGAUCUGUGCCCACCCCUAAUUGUUAUACUUUUAGACCUUUAGAUAGUUUAUUUGGUCACAUGACUGGAUGCAUAGAGGAUUAGUUACAUUUUACUGCCGAUAGUAGUAAAUUUAGGUAUUGGGAUUAGUGUAAACUGGUUUCAUGUAAUCUAGUUCAAUAAUUAACAAAAACACAUCCAAUUUCUUUGAAUCCUUUGUAAAGUUUUGUGAAUUUUUUCAAAGAUAAAAAAUUAGAAAUACAAAGAUUAUUUUUAAAUAUAUGCUAAAUAUUUUUUUGAUAACUGAUACGCAGGGCCGGCUUAGGCCAUGGGGCAAGGAGGCGUGGGCCCAGGACCCUAACAUUUUUUCAUAAAAAUAAUAUAAAAGAGGAGUCUAAUUUAAAAAUAAUAAUUAGGGAUAGAAGCCCAGAAAUUUUAAAUUGUCCAUAUAUACAUGUAAAAAAAACCUAAAAUUUUUUUUACCUAAGGGCCCAUUAAUAUCUUGAGCGGCCCUGCUGAUACGACUUUAUCUUUAUUUUCUCUUAAAUUGUAGUAGCACAUAUGUAUAUCAUCAGUAGGGACAGAAAAUGACAAUCUUUCAACUCUACUGAAAUAAUUCACGUUCCCAUGAUAAAAAUGUAAACAAGUAUGAACAUAAUCAGGUCAUCUCGAUGAGUCGUGGACCAAAACUCAUAAAUUUCUAUGUCGGAAAGGUUCGUCCCAUCUCUUUCCAAGUGGAAUCAGAACUACAGAAUCCUAGAAAACACAACAUAUGAAGAGUCCUAAAAAGCCUUUCAUUCACUUGGUAGACCAUAUUUGUUGGCAUUGUUGCAUUUGACUUGAUCAUUUUUUGGUGUUUGGACCAAAUAGAUGAGACCUUGUUACGGAGUAUGACUCAUCGAAGAUAUAUAUGGUACUUGCACAACACAAGAUUGUGUGAAGAAAUGUCUAUAUAUCUUUUUAUUUCUUUCUUUUUUGCCAACGUUGUGAAUUUCACAUAAAAUAUGAGAAAGGUUUGUAAACUUUACGAAAAUUUAAAACUAGAUGGGCUCACCUUGGCAAAAAGAAUAAAAUAAUGUGAAGCCCUUAGAGCAUCAUUAUCUCUGAUUUUUUAGGGCGGAGUUUUUAAGAGAAUAUAAAAAUCUGUUUAAUUUUUAACUAAAAAGUUAAGAAACUGUUUCUUAAAGUACUUAGAGCAUGAUCAUUGGGGGGAGAAGAGAGAGAUUCUUAGAGUGAACUUCUUAGCGGAAUAUAAAAAUCUGUUUUUUAAUUUUUUAUUAAAAAAGUUAAGAACCGACUUUUAAAUAAGAACAAUCCCCCGAAUAAUCAUGCUGUUAGAAAACAAGAUGGUUCGUAUCUGUAGAUGUGAUUCAUACAUUAAUUAAUUAUUAAUGCAUGACAAAUCAAACAUUCGGCGUAGAAGAACAAUCAGUGCUUUGUGUAUCUUUGUUUGAGCAGCGCAUAUAAGUUUUGUAGCUUUUGCUAGACAUGGAGAAUUACGAGAACCAAGACUACAUAUAAUAUGCUGAUUAUGAAAGAUCUGGUAGUUUGUGUGUGUUUUCUGUAUGAAGAUUGUGAUCAUGGUUUGUACUCGUAUUCGUAGAAACCACUGGAAUAAGACGAUAUGUACACGUGUGCCAGAGCUAUCUAUAUUGCGGGAUGACACGUAGUUAAAAUUUAUAUCAUUUGAAAACUUACCUUAAAGAUAAUUUAUAUCAGUUUCAUAAUAAUUUCAACUUUAGAAUGAUUAAGUAUCAUCCUUACAGUCAUUUUGCAAUUAAUGUGUUUACACACUAAUUUUCUUAACUCUAUCGCAAAAUAUUUAAUGUAUCACAAACUAGUUUUUUUAAUCAUUUCACUAGAUUUUGACCCGCGCUUUAGAAGCGCGGGAUUUGUUUCACGUAAAAUAUAUAUAUAUAUAUCAAGUCAUGUAUAUUUCGUUUGUAUAUUAUACGUGUAAUAUUAAGAUGCGUAAUAUUAUUUAGAGCUACAUAUUUGAAAAAAUUAUAUCUUAUUUCGUUAAUGACAACAGUUAUCUCUAAUUUAAAAGUAUAAAUUUAUAAUCCGAACUCUAUAACAUCAAUAUAAAGUAUUAUUUAUAUGCGACGUUUUUAUUUAUCUUAUUCAUAAUUAUUAUUGUACACAUAUCAUAUUUAUGUUUCUAAACGAAAAAACUAACAACUAAUGUGUUUAUUAUUAUUUUUCGAUUUCCCAUAAAUUAGUUAAUUUUUGAAUAAAAGUUAUAAUAGCAAUACUUAAUAAAUCUUUUGUUGGUUAUAAUUAUUUUUAUUUUCAUAAACUAUUUAUAAAAUAUAUAUUUGUUAAUAGAAAUUAAAUUUAUAAUUAUAUCUUAUUGAAAAUAUUUUUAUUAAUAUAAAUAUAUAUUUUAUUAUCAGACUAUUAAUAUUUAACUAACUACUUUAAUAUAAAAACACUUUGCAAUAAAUCUAUUUAUCUAUUUUAUUAUAUGUUUACUAAACAUAUUUUGUUGGGUCUGUAAAUAUCAAUUAUAAAUAACAAAUGGGCUCCAGCCCAUUAUAUUAACCUUAACAUUUUUCCUUAAUACUUAUCCUAGAUUAAUAUGUGGACAAAACAUAAGUUUUAUCCUCUCUCUCUCUUUCUCUCUUUCUCUCUCUACUGUCGGUUUCUCUAAAUUGAAGAAUAAGGCGAUCUUCCGACAGACGACCUUAGUUUGGUUCUGAACGGUAAAUCACCUAAAAUAUCCGAUGACUUUCUUUCAACGCUCUGAGAUGGAACGUGUUGUGAUGGCUUCAAAGAGAGUAAAAAACGACAGAAAGCGAACCCGUAAAAACCCAGAUGGACACUGAUACUUGAAAGGGUUCUCAAAGAUGUCAUAUUACGCUGUGCAAUACAAAGAAUCAAUUGGAAGAUAAGUGUUCUUCUUAAUACCAUCGUACUAUAUAACUACAAUUUAAUUGUUUUCUUCAGUCAAAAUGUCAGUAAUAAUAAACUACUGCAAUACCAGGAGUCACCACUUUUGUUUUUUAUUUUACAGAUUUUAUAUACACGUAAGGAAAAUCAAUUAAGGAUAUACAGAUGGCAUGAGACAGUUUAUAAUAUAUAUCAGGUAACAGAUUACUACUCAAAUAGUAUUUGUACUGUGUUAUGAAUAGUUAGUUAGGAAUGGAACUGAUUCUGGAUAGAUAAAGGGAAUUGGGCAUCUUGCUGAUUGACGUUUGGUUUCCACUGAUUAUUAUAUAACAUCUGCUUUUAUAAUGAAAUAUAGAAUGCGAUAUAAAAGUUUUGAAUCCAUAAUAAACUUUUACUAAAGCUGAAACUGUUUGAGCAUAAUCACACAUGCAUAUGGUGUGUAAUAAAACACAUGUCUAUGAAAUAAAAACAAACUUAUUGUGAAACAGAAAAUCAAACUCAGAGAUUUUGAAAAAUCUUGGUGCCCUGCGAUAAUAACAUAUAAAGUCAUGAGAUAAUAACAUGUAGUACACAUCUAUGAGACAGAUUGCAAAUUUUAUUUCACCUUUUUGUCUGACAUGAUGAUUUCCAAACUCUCACCAAAGCUGGCAUUAGAUGGUUUCCAGGUGUGGAGAAUUUUGGCUUUGAGAAACGUUUGUUGGCUUCAAAGACAUCUUAUGAGAAACAUUUGUUUUCUUUCUUUUAAGUGAUGGGUUUGCUUAGAGGCUGGAACGCAAUAUAUAUAUACACGUCAUAUAAGUGAAUACAGGUAGAGAAGAUAUAGGACGUUUGUUUAGAAAAAUAAUAUGCUUAAUAAAAUCCUCAUUAUUCAAGUAAAGGAAACUCUUAUUUUCGAGUAUGUUAUAAAUAGAUAUGUUAGUUAAAAUAUUUGUAAUCGAAUACAUUUAGAGAAUAUAGGCGAGAAUCUAAACAGAUUUGUGGUGUUCUGUUUUUUUUUUUUAAACGUAUAAGAUAUGAAAGUAUAACGAUUAUCCAUAGAUUUAUGUUUAGAAUAUUCCAUAUUGUUAUGAAUAUUCUUAAAUAUGGUUUUAUUUGCAGAUUUUAGGCACUUUUGAAUAUCUAUAUAAAUAUUUAAUAAUUACAUUUGAGAAAGAGUUGAAUAGGUAAUAAGAGUAAACAUAAUGUUUUUUUUUUGGCAAAUAUAACUAAUAAUUGAAUCUGUCAAAAUUGAUGAAUUAUAUUCUCCGGUUUGAAAUUUGAUAAAUAAUUCAUUGUUAUCGGAUGUGUUGAUGCAUAACAUGAUUCUAACGUAUUGUUUUAAUUUAUAGUGAUGAUGUAAGCAAUACAAUAAUAUCAAAAGAUCUCUAUAUGGGUUUUAUUGCUAUAUUUGCUUUGUAAGUCUUAUGCUCUAAACGAAUACUCAACGAUCUCAAAAAUGGUGGUGAAGAGGAUGUUGCGAUCUCUAUUGUGGUGAAGUCUCAAAUUACAAUAAAACUAAUAGAACGUAAUCUUAAAUGAUGUUGUUGAUUGUUUAUAAUCAGUAAACGUUGAAAUAUUUGGUUGUUGAAUGAAUCGUGGCCGAGUGGCCGAGUGAUCAGUUAUAUUUGCUUGUUAAAAAAACAUGUUUAAAAAACAACAUUUAAUCAAAAGCAUAGCCUAAAAUAAAGUCAGUGGCAUUGUCUUGUAAAUAUUGAUGAAACAGGAGGGUACCUCAAAAAAGGGCCUUCUGUUUUAAUAGUAUUGAUUUUUAGUUUUUGUAUUUUUAACUUUUGUAUUAGUGAAUUGAAGUUCUCUUCAGACAAGUACUGAAUAAUAUCAUUGUUGAAACAAUUAAAUUACAAAUCAUUAAGAUUCACAUCAACUAAAAUACUGGAAUGAGAAUGUUUUUAGAAAUUGAUAGUUUCGUAUAUUGCUGGACUUGGCCAUAGUUGAGGUUUAUGCACACGAAAGCAACAAAUUGGUUAUGAAUUAAGGAAACUGAGGUGUUAAACGCCACACACAAAGUUGAAUCUUUAGUUUAGCCAAGUAUUAUUUUUCUUUAUAGAGUUUUCAUAUCAAAUUAAGAACUAGAAACAUAAUCAGAUUGUUAGAAGAAAAGACAGAAAUCAUAAAAAGCUUUAAAAAAAGAACUCGCAAAAUCAAUUGAAAAACAUAAUUCAUAUACCGAGUGAAGAGAUCACAUUAUUUUUGAUGCAACUCUAAUCCAUUUCACUUGAUUCUAUCGUGUUUAUAACAUUACCAAGAACUUUCAUAAGAAAGUACACGUUAUUGGUUAUAGACUACGUCGAUUUUUAACGUGUCCAACACUAUUGACACGACGCCCAACCAUUUUUAUUGGUGUUCUUAUAGUAUGGUACAAUAAUUAUGUAUUUAAAAUAAGCCUAACAUAUUAGUUUUACAUUGAUUUAUUUUCUUUAUAUUUAUAGAAGAAAAUAAGUCUGGGUAAAAUAUUUGGAUCUGAAGAACCGAACCGAACUUGAUUUGAAAGUACUACUAAACAUAAACUAAAACUGAUUAAGUACUCAAAUGAAUCUAAAAUUUUAAUACCAGAAUAACUAUACCCGAAUCCGAUCCAAACUGAAAUAUUUUGGAUACCAAAAAUAUCUAAAACACAAUUAUAUACUUAAAUAUAUUAGUUUUUUUAAAAAUUUAUAUUUAUUAGAUAUUCAUUAACAGGUAAAUAUCUAAAAUAACAAAAUAUGUUCAAAAUACUGAAAAUAUAUUUUUUCUCCAUCUAAAUAUUUAAAUUGAACUAUUUUUAUAUAAAUUUAAGUAUUUAGUCUUACAUUAUUCAAUUUUUAUGCUUAUAUUAUUUUUAUUUUUCGAAUUUUGAGGAUUAAGUAUAUUUGGAUUUUUGUUAAAAAAUUACACAAUUAAAAUAUGUAUGCGAACUCGAACCCGGACCGAAAUGAUUCGAACCAAAUUCAAUCUUAAUUCAAACCGAAAUUUGUAAAUAUCUAAUCAUAUUUAAAUUUCUAACUCUAAAAAUUAAAAUCCGAAUAAAUCAACUGAAUCCAACUGAUAUCUGAAUAUACAUCCUUGAAUAUUGUAAUACGAUAUCGUAAAUAAUCAAAUUAAUUAUUUUAUCACUGCGGGGACUAAUACCAAGGAAUAUCGUAAUAUGCAAUAUUGCGACUAAGUUUGAACUUUGUGAAGUUAGAGAAAUACUUUUCUUUCUGAACCAAAUGAAUAGACUUGAAUUAAAAAAAUGUGCGUAAAGUAAUUAAAGUCGAACCCUUCAACUAAUUCAUUGGCCUAUGAGUCAAACUUAAGACUUGUCCGUUGGAAAAUACGAAACGAUGAAGUUACCAAAAAGGUCAAAGUGAACACGAUCGUUCAUACAGUGGUCAAAUCAAAUUUAGGGUGUUAAUUGUAAAUUACAGUAACGUCGUCGCCCCAUUGGCCAUUAAAACGUAGCCAUCUGUUUAAUUUUGUAAUUUUCUGACAUUGGUCAGUGGGAAUAGAAACUGUGAAGAGGAAUGGAAUAGAAACUCGGAUUCUGAGAAUCGUUUUUAAAUUUUGUUAGUAUAAUCUUAAUUAGAAACCUGAAGGCAAUUAUGUUAGUGCGUACGACUAAAUUUAAUUUCGAAUCUUUUUGUAGUGGCAGCUGGCCUCGAUCGACCCUUGUUUCCUUUAUUAAUUAGAAGACUUCAAACGAAGCUACAAUAUUAGACUCCAGUGGUCUUUAAUAAUUUCUUGUCUUCAUUCAUAUAUAGGGAAAUGGGAGAGAGAAACGUUGAUGGUGAUCAGAAAAUGGAGGAAGUAUUGUUGCCCGGAUUUAGGUUUCAUCCAACCGACGAAGAGCUUGUAAGCUUUUACCUGAAGCGGAAGGUUCAACACCAUCCUCUCUCCAUUGAACUCAUAAGACAACUCGAUAUCUACAAAUACGACCCCUGGGAUCUUCCAAGGUUUGCAAUGACGGGUGAAAAGGAAUGGUAUUUUUACUGUCCGAGGGACAGGAAGUAUAGGAAUAGCUCGAGGCCGAACCGAGUGACUGGAGCUGGUUUCUGGAAAGCCACGGGAACAGACAGGCCGAUAUACUCGUCGGAAGGAAACAAAUGCAUAGGUCUAAAGAAGUCACUGGUGUUCUACCAAGGAAGAGCUGCGAAAGGAGUUAAGACUGAUUGGAUGAUGCAUGAGUUUCGUUUGCCUUCUAUCUCGGAGCCAACUCCUUCUUCUAAGAGGUUCUUCGAUUCGCCUGUCUCUCCAAACGACUCGUGGGCUAUAUGCAGAAUCUUCAAAAAGUCAAACACAACGAGCCUAAAAGCUCUCUCUCACUCCUUUGUUUCCUCGUUACCAUCAGACACAAGCAUCGACACAAUGUCCAACCAAAAGCCAUCAAACACAUCACACUUUUCUUCAGACCUCAAAACUAGCUCUCACUUCCAGUUUCACCAUGAGAACACGAACAAAAUUCCCAAAACUAGUAGUAGUACAACUCCUCUUGCUGCCCCUAUAAGUCCAUUCUCUUACUUGGAUUUCACUUCCUACGAGCCCACCAACGAUUUCAAUCCGGUUUCAUGUUUAGACCAACAAUACCUCACAAAUCUCUUUCUUGCUCCACAAGAAAUACAAGCUCAGUUUCCAAGGCUCGCCUCGUCUAAUGAAUUCCCCUCGUUUCUCCUAAACAUGCCAUCAUCAUAUUCGAGCUUCUUGGGAGAAUGCAACGGCAAGAUCGACCUCAGUGCGGUGUUGACCCAAGAGCAGUGUCCUGAUCUUGUAAGCCUACCACAAGAGUAUCAAGAAAAGGGACUCGAAGGAAAUGGGGAAAUGAGGAACAUGCAUAGUUUCAAUGAAGAUCUUCAUAGUCACUGUGCCACACUCAGGUCUGGUGAUAUUGCUUCAACAGUUGAAGAGAAACAUCCUCACCAUUAUCAAGACGUGAAACAUAACAUGACAUUGUUGGAGAGUUAUUAUUCUUCUUUGUCAUCCGUUAAUGGAGAUUUGCCAGCUUGUUUCUCCACAACUUGAUGGAUUUGGAUAGAUUUUCAUGUCUUUGUCUUCUUGGUUUUGUUUUUGUAAGCCAGGUUGUUCCUCUUGUAGGCUUUCUCUUUCACUAAUGCAAGGAAAAAUCAUUUAUGCUU